GGGGAGCGGUGGAGGUGGCGGCGGCAGUGGCAACUUUGCGGCAAGCUCGGGCCGGGCUUGCUUGACGGCGGUGUGGCGGAGGCCCCGCCCGAGGCGGCAGGAACCUGGAGGGAGGCGGAGGAAUAUGUCCGAGAGGGAAGUGUCGACAGCGCCGGCGGGAACCGACAUGCCUUCGGCCAAGAAACAGAAGCUGAGUAGCGACGAGAACAGCAACCCGGAUCUCUCUGGAGAUGAGAAUGAUGAUGCUGUCAGUAUAGAAAGUGGUACAAACACUGAACGCCCUGAUACACCUACAAAUACACCAAAUGCACCUGGAAGGAAAAGUUGGGGAAAGGGAAAAUGGAAGUCGAAGAAAUGCAAAUAUUCUUUCAAAUGUGUAAACAGUCUCAAGGAAGAUCAUAACCAACCAUUGUUUGGAGUUCAAUUUAACUGGCACAGUAAAGAAGGAGAUCCAUUAGUCUUUGCAACUGUAGGAAGCAACAGAGUUACAUUAUAUGAAUGUCAUUCACAAGGUGAAAUCCGGUUAUUGCAGUCUUAUGUGGAUGCUGAUGCUGAUGAAAACUUUUACACUUGUGCAUGGACCUAUGAUAGCAAUACAAGCCAUCCUUUGCUGGCGGUAGCUGGAUCGAGAGGCAUAAUAAGGAUAAUUAAUCCUAUAACAAUGCAAUGUAUAAAGCACUAUGUUGGCCAUGGAAAUGCCAUCAAUGAGCUGAAAUUCCACCCAAGAGAUCCAAAUCUUCUCCUGUCAGUAAGUAAAGAUCAUGCUUUACGAUUAUGGAAUAUCCAAACGGACACUCUGGUGGCAAUAUUUGGAGGUGUAGAAGGGCACAGAGAUGAAGUCCUAAGUGCUGAUUAUGACCUUUUGGGUGAAAAAAUAAUGUCCUGUGGUAUGGAUCACUCCCUUAAACUUUGGAGAAUCAAUUCAAAGAGAAUGAUGAAUGCAAUUAAGGAAUCUUAUGAUUAUAACCCCAAUAAAACUAACAGGCCAUUUAUUUCCCAGAAAAUCCACUUUCCUGACUUUUCUACCAGAGACAUACAUAGGAAUUAUGUUGAUUGUGUGCGAUGGUUAGGCGAUUUGAUACUUUCCAAGAGUGGCCGUGCCAUUUUACAUUCUCACCAGCAAUGUAUGAGAGAUCCAGUGUCUCCGAAUCUUCGCCAGCAUUUGUCUUGUGAAAAUGCCAUUGUAUGCUGGAAACCUGGCAAAAUGGAAGAUGAUAUAGAUAAAAUUAAACCUAGUGAGUCUAAUGUGACUAUUCUUGGGCGAUUUGAUUACAGCCAGUGUGACAUUUGGUACAUGAGGUUUUCUAUGGAUUUCUGGCAAAAGAUGCUUGCAUUGGGCAAUCAGGUUGGCAAACUUUAUGUUUGGGAUUUAGAAGUAGAAGAUCCUCAUAAAGCCAAAUGUACAACACUGACUCAUCAUAAAUGUGGUGCUGCUAUUCGACAAACCAGUUUUAGCAGGGAUAGCAGCAUUCUUAUAGCAGUUUGUGAUGAUGCCAGUAUUUGGCGUUGGGAUCGACUUCGAUAAAAUAUUUUUUCCUACUCAAAAUUAGACUGUGUUGUCUGUGUAAAAUAGAAUUAAUGUAUCUUGCUAGCAAGAGCACAUAGAGCAUUUAGACUUGUUUUUCAGCGUUCAAUCAGGCUGAGCUGAAUGUAGUGAUGUUUACAUUGUUUACAUUCUUUGUACUGUCUUCCUGCUCAGACUCUACUGCUUUUAAUAAAAAUUUAUUUUUGUAA
Messenger RNA from Marmota monax (woodchuck), 1734 nucleotides. RefSeq names its product embryonic ectoderm development (gene Eed). NCBI's taxonomy places the organism in Eukaryota, Metazoa, Chordata, Mammalia, Rodentia, Sciuridae. The record is from RefSeq and is a predicted model, not a curated record. Gene Ontology annotation, molecular function: protein binding; nucleosome binding. The transcript has 13 exons. Gene Ontology annotation, biological process: negative regulation of transcription by RNA polymerase II. Gene Ontology annotation, cellular component: ESC/E(Z) complex. The coding region runs from base 125 to 1525 and encodes 466 amino acids.